Molecule: messenger RNA, 2352 nt
Organism: Fonsecaea monophora
Lineage: Eukaryota; Fungi; Ascomycota; Eurotiomycetes; Chaetothyriales; Herpotrichiellaceae
Exons: 1
Coding region: 1-2352 (783 amino acids)
Source: RefSeq, a predicted model, not a curated record
AUGGCCUCCUACAAUGAACGUCUACCAGCACAGCCCAGCGUUUCUGUUCCGAGUGACGAGGGAGACACGCGGCGACUUCAUCCAACUAUGAGCAAUUCAACAGCUGAGGAUGGGCGCCACCGCAGGCUAUCCGGGGCGUCAUCGACUUCUCAACACGCACCAAACAAUCUUGAUUCAUCCAGAUAUCACCAAGCUCGCCAGCCUAUAACUGAUGCUGUCAACUCAGCCUUCAACGACGCUGAUGCCGCUUCUUAUGGUGGUUUCUCUCCAGACCUGCUCCAACAGAUUACAUCGCAGAUUACGGCGAAUGUUUUGCAGCAACUGAAAGUCGCCAAUCUACCUCCACCGCAACCUCCUAUUCACCAACCACCACCCUCGACUUCUCAAAUGGAUACCUCUUCAUCUGUCGCUGGCUCUCCGCCAUUGGAUCGAGCGACUGUCUACACUCCCCCUACUCCCAACCGAUACUCCGAGGAGGCAAACGCAAGUCAGGCCUCCCCUCAGUUUCCUCCGCCUUCGAGUCAAUCAUCAUUCCGCGCCCCGUCGCCAGGUACAGAUAGGAGAGCGGCCUCGCCUCUGAGUCAGACCGGUCAUCAGUCCGAGAACGACGCAAGCCAGACUCGACCGAGAGGUCCCAAACGCAUGGGUACUCAUGAAGAUGCAACCAUAGUGGAACGAGUGUGGGGCCAGCUCUUCACGGAACAAGGUGAAGCUACUCCUCGACUUGGCCAAUUCCUACGUGGAAUUGCCACGCAUCUUAUCGAAGACUAUGAACCCAAGCACAGUUUGGUCAUCACCCCCACCAAAUUGCAGAGAUACUACGAGGAGACAAAGCUGAGCAAUGAGAUCUACCCUUGGAAGAUCAUAUUUGAUGAUAGAACUUCCUCGAUAUCCCGAAUGUUCAGAGAGAUCGAAUGCCAGCACCAUCUUGUCCAAGAGAAGUUGAAUGAACGGCCGGACACCCCUGGACUUACACCACGUGGCUUUGAAGCCUGGGCGACAUUGCUCUUAAGAGCACACCCCGAUCAAGAGUAUGAGCGAUUGGCAAAGACGGCGCUAGACAUGCCCAUCAGCAACCCUGAUGAGAAGAAAGAGCGGUUUCCAAAAGAACUCUCUAGACGGCUCUUCCCCAAGCACGGUGACACUGAAGUUGCCUAUAAGCUACAGAAGGCCAUGUCAGCUCAUUGCAAUAUCAGCUUUGCAUCUCGCCACAGCAGCACAACGGACUCCACUUCGCGGACUUCGACGUCGACGUCAACAGUGACUGUCGUGGUUGACGAUUCGUCCAGCAAAGCGAAUUUGAAGCCCCAAGCAGACAGGCUGGACAAAGGCGACAGUGCCGGCAUCAAUGUCCAACCCAGUCCAGCGUUGUCUCAGGCUGGCAUUGAGCGCCAACGGCAGCCGUAUGGUACGACGCAUCAAGAGAGUGUCAAUGGUGACAUUGACGAGGAAAGUGCUAACGCCACUCUCACGUCACAACCGAUCGAGCGAGAGCGAAAGCCAUAUGUCGUUGCGCCUGGUGGAGGAAAGAGUUACAAUAAUAUCGACCGACCAGUCGUCGCGUCCGAGACUAAGCCAGGACCUCCGCCACCACCAGUACCCAAGCUCGGGCGCUCAAGCUCUCUCAAUGGAUCUAGCAAGGUAAACGAUAGCUCGAGAUCGGGACAGCCACCUGUCGCUCUUCAUCAAAGACCACCGCCACCCGUGUCGGAAAUUCAAGAGUCUCGCCGUCAUCGGUCCAACAGUAUCUAUCACAGAGACCCUCCCCCAUCGGGCCGUAAUCGGUCACCAUCCAUGACGAAAGAAACGGGCAACUCUUCACACAUUAGGAGGGGGGAUUCAGACGCUUCCUAUAUGUCUUCUUCCCAUCAUUCUGACCAUCACGACGAUGUAAGACGGUACAGGGACUAUGAAGCUGGUCGCGAACGUCUGGCCAACGACCGCUACGACGCGGCCAGGAUGUCAGCAUACGACCCUCGCGACCGUGAACGAGACCGUGACCGGGACCGAGAUAACCGACCACGUAUGCAAUCAGUUUCAAAUGUUGGCCUAGGCUUUGUCGAUGGCCCACGAAGUCCAACCCUGCGCACUGCUGCAGGAUCGGCGUUGUAUUCCAGUUCUCUCCCUGGUGGUGCUGCGGAUGAAGACUAUUACCUGAACCGCGUGCACCCUAGCGCGGGUCCUCCGUACGGGCACAGUCCACCUUCCUCGAUCAGCACCGGCUUUCAACCUCCACCUCCACCUCCGCAGACGAUGAGGGACUCGUCAAAUUCAGUGAACAGAGACUCGGGCUACUCCUCGUACCCAACCAGCGGGGGUUAUCCACCCACGAGUUACCGCGAUGUACGGUAG